UAAUCAAAGAAGCGAGUGUCCGUCCAAGCCGACAUGGGACGUGAGAUGCCCAGUAUCCCUCCCAUGCAAUUACUCAUCAUGUUAACAUGACAAGAUACAACGGUGGGCUCUUUCUCGCUUGAGUGCAACCAGACAGUCGAUCGACCCUAUCUAAAGAGACUGACCACUUCCUUUGACCACCCGAACACCGGUACCGAGUUGCUAUUGAUUGCAGGUGAGGCGAGUAUAUCCAGUCUGCUUGGCGCCUGAUGAGCAGGGUAGCUUGGUUGUUGAGAAGCAGUCCACCACUUACAUAGCCCUCAAACAGAAAAUGAUUUUAUCCUGGACUGAUUUUCUCUGUUUAUCUCAGGCAUUCUGGAGCUAGUCCGCUAUUGAGGUCAAGCAGUGGGCAUCUUCAUUAAAUAGUUAUCCGGCGCCAAUUACGUUGCUUUAGCAAAGAAGAACUUAACAGCGCUGCAAUGACUUAAUAAAUGAUAUUUUCUUGUGAUAAAGCAUUUUGAACAGUUUUAUUGAUGAUCGGAGAGAACUUGAACAAUUAGCUCUUGCUUCUAGUAUCAGCAAGCUCGAUUUACGUGUAUUUACGUAUUUUCAGUUUGAACCAGGUUUACCUCAGAACUGAUUUUGAUAUCGGUUGUGGACUAUGGAAAGCAUCAUGGAAGGGAAAAGCAUCAUUGAUGAAAUACCAAUGCCGUAUGGGCACCUAAGUUCUGACACUCUAAAGCGUUAUCAAAAUCAAGAUAUAGCUAAACUGUACCACAGAGAACACGGUCGCAAUUGCCAUGUACAUUACGAUGAUCCGAAGGCAGAUGACUUUUCUAAAUCCAGCAAGUCAAGUUCAAAUUCAGAAACAAGUUCAGAAAACGGAGACUGUUACGAUGACAUGCGGAGGGAAUACGAUCGUGACGACGAAUCAAGUACGACGGUUGGUGGCACCUUGGUCAAAAGACGUUUCGCUGACGUCAAACCUCCCUAUUCGUACAUCGCAUUGAUCACGAUGGCGUUGGAAAGCUCAAAAGACGGAAUGAUGACGUUAAAUGAGGUAUACCAGUUUAUCAUGGACAAGUUCCCGUACUUCAGAGAAAACCAACAAAGGUGGCAAAACUCGAUUCGGCAUAAUUUGUCACUUAACGACUGCUUCAUCAAAGUUCCCCGGGCACCUGGCCGCCCAGGGAAGGGUAACUAUUGGGCCCUGCAUCCAUCGUGCGGGGAUAUGUUUAGCAACGGGAGCUUUCUACGGCGUGCGAAGAGGUUUAAAUUACACAAGAGUAAAAACGACCCAGCGGAGAUUCGGCAUAUUAACUCUUACAGCCAUUUUAAUCUCUGUAGCACCUAUCUGGGGUCCCCGUACCCGUCUCCUUAUGCUAGACAGCGUCAUCCAUACGCUCCAAUAUCAUCACCGCAUUCUCUCCGUCACACUGCCAACGAUGUCGCCGAUACUCCAUGGUCAUCAGGGGUACCUUUCGAUGUUUUCACUCCAUCGCUAUCGGCGUUCUACAACUCGUCAUUAAACCAAUAUUUCCCCGUCAGCGCGCUCUCGUCACAUCUUGAUCUACCGGCACAUCAUCACCCGGCCGGUGCUGCGGCGGGACCCCCAGGCUAUGUUUCGAUACCCAGUCGAAGCUCAUACAACUCUCAAACGGCAGCACAUUACUUACACUUCAAUCGAAAAUUGUCCUUAUGAUAAAGAAGGACGUACAGAAAUGACGAACUUUGUGAAAUAUCAUUCAAAUUUACAAGACUGAGAACCCCAAAAUAGGCCUAAUGCUGAAUAUUUACCAUGUUUACUGUGAAAUCUAAGAUGUUGAUUUGGAAUCCCGUCUGUUUUUUAUUUAUUUAUCGAUAAGAUCCG
Lytechinus variegatus (green sea urchin) is the source of this 1849-nucleotide messenger RNA. Its product is annotated as fork head domain-containing protein FD5-like. Gene Ontology annotation, biological process: cell differentiation; anatomical structure morphogenesis; regulation of transcription by RNA polymerase II. NCBI's taxonomy places the organism in Eukaryota, Metazoa, Echinodermata, Echinoidea, Temnopleuroida, Toxopneustidae. The transcript has a single exon. Gene Ontology annotation, molecular function: RNA polymerase II cis-regulatory region sequence-specific DNA binding; DNA-binding transcription factor activity, RNA polymerase II-specific. The record is from RefSeq and is a predicted model, not a curated record. The coding region runs from base 641 to 1681 and encodes 346 amino acids.